Molecule: messenger RNA, 558 nt
Organism: Mesorhabditis spiculigera
Lineage: Eukaryota; Metazoa; Nematoda; Chromadorea; Rhabditida; Rhabditidae
Source: the annotation of a GenBank genome assembly
AUGGAGCGUUGCGUAUUUUGUGGGUGGACGAGGAAAAACGCGUACGCUUCCGUGCGAUUUUUCGGCGUACCGAAGGAGCCGGGGCUGAAACGAGUGCAGUGGCUGUACGCGAUUGGGAAUCGGGAAGCGAGCGGAAAGCACGACCGUGUGUGUUCGGUGCAUUUCCGUAGUGGGAAACCGAGCAGCGACCCCAGUCACGAGGACUUUGCCCCACAUCUCUAUCUCAACAAGGAGGCACCGCCCGAGUUCAUCCACUACCUGGAGAAGUUGGCCGAGGUCAGCGACCCGGCACAGCAGAAGAAGCCCGUCCAGUAUAAGGCGUCCGUCUCGGUGAACGACCCGAAGAAGCUCGAGUACAACAAGGUCACCCGGCCAAGCAUUUUGCAGAAGCGCAAAAUACAGCACGAAGAGCCCUCCUCCGCGGCGCCGCAGAUUGACGUCGACGAAAAUGGGGGAGAGGAAGAAGAUCAACAACCCGAAGCCGCUCUGCCCUACCACAUAGCCCCCGUGAAUAUUGAUGGCGAGGCGAGGCCGAUGCGACUGUAUCCCAUGCAAAAG